Doryrhamphus excisus (bluestripe pipefish) is the source of this 2889-nucleotide messenger RNA. Its product is annotated as lysosomal dipeptide transporter MFSD1-like. NCBI's taxonomy places the organism in Eukaryota, Metazoa, Chordata, Actinopteri, Syngnathiformes, Syngnathidae. Gene Ontology annotation, molecular function: transmembrane transporter activity. Gene Ontology annotation, biological process: transmembrane transport. The record is from RefSeq and is a predicted model, not a curated record.
CAAGCAUAAUUUAAACUUUUUUCCUCAUAUUUUAUUAUUUAGUAUGACCUAAUAAUGUGUGCAAAUCGUCUGUGAAAAUUUUCCUGACUUUAGUACUCUACCUUACUAGUACCCAAUUUUUAACACCACGAAGUACAGAUGCAAUAAAUCAAUUCUUCUUACAGUGACGUCUACUUCGGAUUGUGUGAAGAAUUCAAUUAAACACAAGAUCCAUCACACUGCACUGUAUUUCCUCAUUGAAUAAAUAACGAAAAUAACGAAUGUGUUGCAGCGAAGGGUAUAUUGUGUCGCUCCAAGCUGCUGUUUCAUAUGUGAGCUAUAGAUGGCAGUAUACUGGUUACCAGUGUGCUGGUUAGAGCACUUGUUUGGAGGGAAAAAGCGUAGAAUAAGAAGAGAAGGAAGUGUUUGCUACAUUCACGUGUGUAGCUAAUUCUGCCUGCAAGAUAUUUAGUGCUGUAUGUUGCCGUUGAAAACAAAUGGUCAACUGAAUACUGUACAGCCAUCCUCACGCACAGUUAUUCAGCCGCCAUUACAGUAUGUGUUUUUUUUCUUUAAACUUUAAAAUGUAUGUAGCUGUGUCCGGCAAGGGACACAAUAUGUCAAAACAACUUCAAAACGUUGAACUCAAUCAAGAGUUACAACUAACUACUUUAAGUAGCAUUAUGCUAACCGGCAAAAAGCACAGCGCUUGUUAAAGGGUUAUGGUUGAAAAACAGUGUACAGGCAGCUGAGACUCCGCCUGUGCAGAUUUGUAAACAUACUGUUCCAUUGUGACAGUACAUCCACAUUAUUGCAGGAUUAGUUUGUUUUUUUAUCCGGCAUCUGACACGUCGUCGUCACAAGUCACAAUGCUAUCUUGUCCAUGUAAAAACAACGCACGAUGAUGUGAAUUAACCUCUUAGUAUGACUCGGAUGGUUAUGAAGGAUCACUAUCGCUUUUUGGUGCUGUUCUUCAACUGUCUGUUGUCGUUUGGCCCCUACUACUGCUUUGACAUCCCCGGCGUCCUGCAGGCUCAGUUUCAAGGGAACCUGACAUGUUCCAAUACAACAGUGAUCAAUGGAACAGUGGAUUGUGUGGUGGGCCUGGGGAUGACCCCCCAGCAGUUCAAUCUUCUCUAUGCUGUUUGCGCAUGGACGAAUGCAGUUGUGGUCAUCCUAGCUGGAUUUCUGAUUGACAAAUUGGGAAAUCGCUUCGGAGUGUUGCUGUUCUCCUCCUUGUGUGUUUUGGGUUCCACUUUAUUCGCCCUGGGUUCCCACUUCAGAGGAAGUCCUUACCUUCUGCCACUCAUGCUCACAGGCCGAUUUGUGUUCGGAUCAGGCAACGGAUCUCUGAGCAUUGUUCAGAACUGCAUCACCGCCAUCUGGUUCAAAGGGAAGGAAUUGGCCUUUGCGUUUGGGCUGACUUUAGCAUUGGCUCGCUUGGGGUCAGUCCUCAACUUCUUCUUGACGCAAGGGUUUGAAGAAAGACUUGGAAUGCAGUGGACCCUCUGGGGUGGUGCCAUAUUGUGUGUGUUGAGCUUUGCGGCUGCCAUCAUCGUCAGCAUUCUGGACAAGGCGGGGAUGAAGCAGCUGGGUCUGGAUGAGGCGAUCCAGGAGGACUCCCGCAAAGUGAGAAUCCAGGAUGUGAAACUGCUGCCGUUGAGAUACUGGCUGCUGGUCCUCACCACCAUGUUCUUUUACAACGGAAUCUACCCCUUUAUUGCUGAUGCUAGUAAGUUCAUUCAGGAUAAAUACACCGACUACACUCAGGAGGAGGCGGCCUACAUUGCAGGGGCCGUUUACGACAGCUCACUGGUCCUCUCUGCCAUCGUCGGCAUUCUCAUAGAUCACUUGGGGAAGCGAGGGAUUUUUGCCAUGUCCUGUGCCAUCCUCGGUCUUCCCGUGUUUGGACUCCUAGCCUUCACCUUCAUCCCUCCUCUUGUCUGCACCAUUUGGCUUGGAAUCAUUUACCCCUGUGUUUCUGUGAGCCUGUGGACAUGUAUCCCUCUUGUUGUGCCUCAAGCAACCAUCGGCACAGCCUGGGGCCUCGCUAGCUCCAUUCACAUGUUUGGGGUUGGCGUCUGCAAUCUUGUUGUUGGGCAGAUUUUGGGCACUAAGUCCGGUGACACGAAGAUUCCGCUGUGGCGGUGGCAGAGGAUGAUGAUCUUCAUGUUGGCCAACUUCAUCUGCUGCAUCGUGACCUCAGUGCUGCUCAACAUUGUUGAUCACAGACAGGGUGGGCUGUUGAACACGGUGACCAAAAAAUCAAGACAGUCUGACAGAGAACCACUCACACAAAGAGAGGAGGAGGAGGAUGAAGCACUCCCAUCUUUCCCCAUCAACUCAUGACUUUUCCAAGUUUGAACUCGUUGCUCUACCAUCCUUUGCAAAUAUAAAGGAUGAAUAUGUGCAGUAUAAAAAAGUCACAAAAAUGAAGGGAUUUUAAUAGUUAAUAUGUUUUUGGAAAUAAUGUAUUUUGUGGAAAUAUGAGGCACUAAUAAUAAUGAUUAUCAUGGCGUGUGUAUCAUCGUGUGUAUCAUGUGUGUAUCAUGUGUGUUUGAGUAUUGUAUAUUAUAUGUAUUUCACUAGAAUCAGGCGGAGUGAUGACAUGUUACAGAUAGGCCUCUCUACAGUCCAAAAUGUUUUAUUUUUAAUUUUUACAAGUGAAAAUGAGUAUAAAUUGUCAUUCGGCACACACACACACAGAAGCAGCCUCAGAGAUGUGAUUUACAAUUUACUGUCAUGUUGUUACUUUAGGCUGUAGCAAGGGUGUCCAAACACAAAAAUCAAAUGCUACAGGGGCCACUUUUAAACCAACCCAUGUAGAUAUGCAGAGAAGUAUUUUAUAUUUAAAAAAAUAUAUAUCAUAUUAAAAAAUGGUUAUUGUUGCCUGAAAACAAAUAUAACUUA